Molecule: messenger RNA, 1246 nt
Organism: Bursaphelenchus okinawaensis
Lineage: Eukaryota; Metazoa; Nematoda; Chromadorea; Rhabditida; Aphelenchoididae
Source: the annotation of a GenBank genome assembly
AUGGUCCUAGUGGUUCUUUUAGCCUGGAUUUGCUCGGUUGGCCUAGCCGACGAGUUUCAUGCAGUUGGUAGGUCUUUUUUCAAUAUUCUUAUCAAAAAAGCUUUUUUAUUUUGAAACUUAAUUAAGGGCAGAAAACCGUUUGGGCAGUAUGAUAAAGAAAGAGUUAGUGUAAAUGAAUACAAAUGCAGUUUGUUGCAAAAAAUUUAUUUUUUGAUUAAAAUAUAAACCUAUAAAUCAUUCAGUGCAAUUUAAAAAUUUUUUAACUGUUAAGUAUAUUUUAAUACAUAAGUCAAUGUUUAAAUAGCUUGACAGAACUUAUUUUAGAAAAAUGUUACAGUUGUUCAUCAGCAAAUUUUGCGAGUCGAUGGCCUCGUGAAAACAAUAGUUAUUUGUAUAUAACAGAACAACCAAUAAUGGCAGUUGAAAGUUGCGAUAACAUGAAAGCCGCUCUGCCUGUGGUACCCUGCCCAAAUAGUGUUUGUGUAAAAUUCGUAUUACUCGAAUCUUCAGCAACACGUGCCGUUUGUAGUGCUUGUAAGUUUUUAAAUUACAUUUGUUAUAUAAACCAUAAUAUAAUAUAAAAUUAUAGAGACGUGUUUUGCUUGUUCUUAUGAUGACAUAGGGAAGUAGACUUGAAAUUACUAUUUUUGACACUUUUUGUAAGAGUUCUCUAAAAAUUGUUUGGAAAUUAACCAUCGCUAACAAUAGGGUUUACCAAAACAACAUACUAUGACAUUAAAAAAUAUGUUACUAUUUUAAAAAGCAUGGUUUUGUAAAAAUUAAAAAAUUGCAGUUCAUUUUCACUUUGCUUCGUAAAUUUUUUUCAAGAAUAAAUAUUGUUACAGUCUAUUUUCAUUGUAAUGCCUUCUAAAUAACAUAAAAAAUCAUCAAAAUUUUUAGUAAACGCACCGGUUAUUGUCAGGGACUGCUGGAGCCGUGUUUUACAUUCAAACGAUCCUGCCUUAAAACUAUUACCUAUGCAGGAAAAACCUGUAAGUUGUCAUUCUUGAAUUGCCAAUUUUUAAUAUAAAAUAAUAUUUUGCUUAAUCUAUUUCCUGAAACUACAUUUUUUAGAAUAAUAAGGAUUAAAGUUUAGGUACGUCUAAUUGGAGGACUGGCGGAUCCAGACAAGACAAUCGGUGCUGUAUAUGCUUGUAAUGGUUUUUUAUGCAAUUUGUCGAGCUUACACAACCCGUUGAUUUCACUCAUUUCGAUAAUUUUAUUCUUGAUAUGCAAGUUAAAUUAA